AUGUCGACUUCAGUCAAGGUGUUGGUGACUGGCUUUGGUCCAUUCCUCGAUAUUACGAAAAACCCGUCUUGGGAGAUUGCACGGCACCUGCCAUCAUCCAUUGCUGUCCCAGAUGGUGGAAUCGUCAAUAUUAUGGUGCCAGCUGAGCCGAUUCCAGCAGCAUACCACAAGAUCCUAACUCAAGUCCCGGCGUUGAUUCAAGAGCAUGCGCCCGAUCUGAUCGUUCACAUGGGUCUUGACGUCGACAGCGGACCAGGAGUUUUCAAAAUCGAACGGAGUGCACUGCGAGACGGAUAUCACGACAUCCCAGACGUCGAGAGGCGCGUGUUCAUGAGAACUGAAAACAAGAAGAUCUUCGCGAAGUCAUCACCGUCUCUGGCAACGACUCUCGACAUUGACAGGGCAGCUGAAGUAUGGCGGGAAGCUUGCUCUUCUCUGAGCCUUCCGAAUGCCUCAGCUGCGCCAGGAGGUGUGAAAGCGAAAGGCAAAGGUAAAUCAAGACAACCUAUCGAGGUAACGCUAAGCGAUGACGUGGGCUCGUAUGUAUGUGGUUUCAACUAUUACAUCAGCCUGCUCGAGAUGCAGAAGCACACUACCAAGCGGGAGGUUGUCUUCUUCCAUGUACCAAAGCUUGAAACUGAGGAGGAGAUUCAGACUGGUGUGAAGGUAGCGGAGGGACUCAUCAGAGCACUAGUGGUUGUAGGGAAGCAAUAG
Alternaria atra is the source of this 714-nucleotide messenger RNA. RefSeq lists its product as uncharacterized. Gene Ontology annotation, biological process: proteolysis. The record is from RefSeq and is a predicted model, not a curated record. The transcript is spliced from 2 exons. Lineage: Eukaryota; Fungi; Ascomycota; Dothideomycetes; Pleosporales; Pleosporaceae. Bases 1 to 714 code for a protein of 237 amino acids.